AUCUAUGGAUAUGAUCGGACGAGCAAGAGAAACAGUAAAUGUUAAACCGAAAUGAGUUUUCUACUACUGCUGCUUUGCAUUUCUGCACUGAUACCAGUAGCUGAACAAAAACCAUUAUGCUUAAUCACUGCUCCAAACAUUGUUCAUGUUGGAGUGGAUGAGACUGUGUCAGUUCAGGUGCAUGGAGCCACGAAUCCUGUCAAUGUUGAUCUUUUCUUUGAGGAUCAGAUAAACAGACGAAAAGUGUCAAGCGAAGUUCAUUUGUCUCUCAACGAGGGAAACAAAUAUCAGGGAAUUGUGAAGUUGAAGGUGGAUCCAGAAUUAAUUAAAAACUUGGAAAAAGCCAAACGCCACAGGUCGCCAUAUGUCUCUCUUGUAGCUCAGAGUACAGAUCUUUUUGAGAAAAAAUAUGAAAAAGGUGAAUUUAUUCUUGGAAGCAUGAAGAAAGCAAAUAUCCUCUUGUCAACCAGAAAGGGCUAUAUUUUCAUUCAGACAGAUAAACCCAUCUACACACCAAAUGAAAUAGUCAAAUUCAGAAUCUUCACAUUAGAUGACUACAUGAGACCUACAGAAGAAACGAUUAAAAUCAGCAUAUUUAAUUCUAAAGGUUUGCUGGUCUACAAUAUUUGGAAGAACACCAAUCAAAUUAUUCAACAAUAUCUAACAAUCCCUGAUGUUGCACAGUAAGUAACCCUAGACCUUUAAA
This is a messenger RNA of Polyodon spathula (Mississippi paddlefish), 706 nucleotides long. RefSeq names its product complement C4-B-like. Bases 52 to 687 code for a protein of 211 amino acids. The record is from RefSeq and is a predicted model, not a curated record. The transcript has 5 exons. Gene Ontology annotation, biological process: complement activation. NCBI's taxonomy places the organism in Eukaryota, Metazoa, Chordata, Actinopteri, Acipenseriformes, Polyodontidae.